Labeo rohita (rohu) is the source of this 765-nucleotide messenger RNA. RefSeq lists its product as uncharacterized. The record is from RefSeq and is a predicted model, not a curated record. NCBI's taxonomy places the organism in Eukaryota, Metazoa, Chordata, Actinopteri, Cypriniformes, Cyprinidae. Bases 88 to 765 code for a protein of 225 amino acids. The transcript is spliced from 8 exons.
UCGUCAUCUGUUGUGAUUCGGCUGAAGAAAGUACAAAGUGUUCAGACACAGAAAAAAACAGCGUUUAUUAAAGAGGAGAGUGAAGACAUGAAGAUUGAAGAAACAUUCAGAGUCAAACAUGAAGAUACUGAGGAACAAACAGCAUUCGGAGUCAAACAUAAAGAAACAGAGGAACAAACAAAGAUGCCAUUUAUUAAAGAGGAGAGUGAAGACAUGAAGAUUGAAGAAACAUUCAGAGUCAAACAUGAAGAUACUGAAGAACAAACAGUCAAAACAGCAGGUUCAACUGUGCGUCAAUGCCCCCACUGCCGGAACAAGAUGAAUUGCCGGAACCGGCGCUGUGUUAAGUGUGGAAAAUUGCUUGAUUUUAAACACAGACAAUCAGUACGUUUGGCAAAGUUUCGUGCUCAAGCCCAACAGUGGGCAACAACAACUAUUAAGUCUCGGAAUCAGUCAAGAGUUCUUGAUAAUUUAACUCUCAUGAUGGAAAAGCUUAAAGCUCUUGGAUAUGUCCCUCUUCUUUUACUGGGGAAAUGUUCCAAGGCCCAAAAUUGGACAGCAGAGGUCCAAUGUCCCCUUGAGUUCCCACCUGAGGGACAUGGUGUGAUGGAAAAAAUUAUCAUACUUUUUGAGCAUAUUUUACAGGCAAAUCACCUGUCAACAUGGCAGCAAAAAGAAAGCGGCAAAAAAGAUGGACGCAGAACAAACAUGUCUGGCCAAAAAAGGACCUGGCAGCAAGUCAAUGGCAGCAGGGCUGGUAAGUGA